Molecule: messenger RNA, 1164 nt
Organism: Psilocybe cubensis
Lineage: Eukaryota; Fungi; Basidiomycota; Agaricomycetes; Agaricales; Agrocybaceae
Exons: 1
Coding region: 1-1164 (387 amino acids)
Source: RefSeq, a predicted model, not a curated record
AUGCAAUCUUUCGUCAAAGCUGCAGUCGUACUCGCCUUUCUCAGCAGUGGAAGCUUCGCUCUUCCCACUGAAAACACUGCUGAAGCGCAAAAGGAGUCCAAGUUUUGGUACCCAGUUUCCGCUCCCUCUCGAGGGUCAGUGACGGCGACGGGCGCUAAUGGCGGAUAUAACUACUACGGCAACGGUGCCAAUGGGGGUUAUAUCGGGGUCGGUGGAAUGCCAGGCGCCGAUGUAUAUGCGAACGGUGCCAAUGGUGGUGAAAACGGCUAUGGAAAUGGUGCCAACGGAGGAAGCAUCUCGGUCAACAGACGCGAGGAAGAUUUCUUCUUCCCAAUCUGGCGCCCUGUAGAACCUGCUAAUGGCCCUAUUUCUGCAAGCGGUGCGAAUGGGGGUUACAACUACGGUGGCAACGGCGCCAACGGAGGAAGCAUAUCCAUCAACAGGCGCGAGGACGACUUCUUCUUCCCAAUCUGGCGCCCUGCACCUCCUCGCAACGGCGCCAUUUCUGCCAGCGGCGCCAAUGGCGGUGAAAAUUACUACGGUGACGGUGCAAACGGAGGAAGCAUCGCGGUCAACAGACGCGAGGACGAUUUCUUCUUCCCAAUCUGGCGCCCUGCGCCUCCUCGCAACGGACCCAUUUCCGCCAACGGUGCAAAUGGAGGCUACAACUACGGGGGAGAUGGCGCCAAUGGCGGCAGUAUCUCAAUUGCCCAAAGGGACACUGAAAGCAAACAAGAAGAAAAUUUCUUUAUCCCAUUCUUCGGAUGGGGUCGACCUUCGGCCAACGGUGCGAUAACUGCAGAGGGCGCUAAUGGUGGAACCAACUACUACGGUGACGGUGCCAACGGAGGAAGCAUCGCGGUCAACAGGCGCGAGGACGAUUUCUUCUUCCCAAUCUGGCGCCCUGCACCCCCUCGCAACGGCCCUAUCUCUGCUAGUGGUGCAAAUGGAGGGUUCAACUACAAUGGAGACGGCGCUAAUGGCGGGAGUAUCGCGAUUGGCCAAAGGGACACUGAAAGCAAACAGGAGGGUGAUUUCUUCAUCCCUUUCUUCGGAUGGGGUCGACCUUCGGCCAACGGUGCGGUUACUGCUGAGGGCGCUAAUGGUGGAACCAACUAUUACGGCGACGGCGCUAACGGUGGAAGUAUCUCAGUCGGACAGUAA